Mesorhabditis belari is the source of this 825-nucleotide messenger RNA. NCBI's taxonomy places the organism in Eukaryota, Metazoa, Nematoda, Chromadorea, Rhabditida, Rhabditidae. The record is from the annotation of a GenBank genome assembly.
AUGGCUCGAAAUGCUGAAAAGGCGAUGACGGCGCUCGCGCGUUGGCGUCGUAUGAAAGAGGACGAGGAAAGGGGACCGAUUGCGAAGCGACCACACGACACUCGGGAGUGCCGAAAUCUUCAGGACGCGAUUCGUUUCAGAAAUGAGUUGGCCAAAGACAUCGCCAAGAAGAUCGCCACCAUUCAAAACCCGGGCUUGGGCGAGUUCAAGAUUCGCGACCUUAACGAUGAGAUUAACAAGGCGAUCAAACACAAAAACUCUUGGGAGAAGCGGAUUCAAGAAUUGGGUGGGACGGAUUUUCGGAAGAUGGGUCGCGAACUGGACAAGGAGGGGAGGUCUGUAGGCGGUGAUCACAGUUACAAAUACUUUGGUGCCGCCAAGGAUUUACCAGGUGUACGGGAGCUUUUCGAGAAGGAUGGAGAGAUUGAGAAAAUCCGGAAGACACGGGUUGAACUGAUGAAAUAUGUUGAUGCCUCGUAUUAUGGAUAUCUGGAUGAUGAUGAUGGAAUCCUUGAACCGCUCGAGAAAGAGGAGGAAACACGAGCGAUGGAGAAAGCCAAAAAGGAAUGGGAUGUGACAAAAGUUAAAUGGGACAAAGAUGUGAAUGACAGCGAUUCGGAUGGAGCCGAUGACGAUAUAUACAAAGUUGAGGAUGAUCCCGAAAGCGAUUGGCACGUGAAGAUCACCGAAAUUCUCGGAGAAGAUGGAAGGAAAAUGGCCAUUCGACAUGUAAUGGUGCCUACGCUUAAGGACGUGGAAGAAGCUCUACUCGAGUCAAAGAAGCAACAAAUGCUUGAGAAAUAUCUCGGUGAAGGGACAUCCUCA